GCGAGCAACUAUCUAGCAGCGCACUCCACUCCACCGACAACAUGAGCUCCGCCUGGAACCCGCUGCCCUACCGGCACAUGCAGUAUGAGCCCGGCCGGGACCCGGUGCCCGUCCCGCGGCUGUCCGGCACCUCUGGCCGGCGUAGCGCCCGCAGCCUCGGGCUAGCCCAGCACAUAACCCCGGGCCUGGGCUACUACCCCCAGGACGGUCCGGCGGAAAGGAUGAGCGAGAAGCAGUUGAUGCAAGGACUGAAUGACCGCUUCGCCGGUUAUAUCGACAAGGUCCGGCAUCUGGAGCAGCAGAACCGGGGGCUGGAGGCGGAGAUGGGGCGGCUUAGGCAGCGGCAGGCCUCGCCGUCCCGCCUGGCCGCCGUCUACGGCCCGGAGCUCGAUCAGAUGCGCCGCCUGGUGCGGGAUACGGAGUGGCAAAAGGCGGAGGCUCAGCUGGAGCGGGAGCGGCUUGAGGAGCGGCUGCGGGAAGUGGCGGCUCGGUGCGAGGACCAGGAGCAGAUGCGGCAACGGCUGGAGGUGGAAGCCCGUGGCUACAUGAAAGACAGCGAGGAUUCGCGGCGAGUUAAGUUGCAACUGGACAAGAGAGCGCUGGCGUUGGUCGAAGAGGUGGUCGCGCUACGGGACACCCACCACGACCAGGUGUCCGACUUACGCGGCCACAUCCAGGCGCCUCCACUCACACACUCGCCCAAACCCGGCCUGGCGGCGGAGUUGCGGGAGAUCCGAGCUCAGAUGGAGGGUUGUACCGGCACCGACCUGGGCCAGGCCGAGGAGUUGUUCCGCUUCAGGGCCGCCGCGCUCGGACAGGCCGCUCAGACCAACAGCGAGGCGCUGCAACGCAGCCGGCAGGAGAUCGGAGAGUUCCGGCGCCAACUUCACUCCAAGACCGUGGAGCUGGAGGCGGCGCGGGGAACCAAACAGUCUCUGGACCGGCAGCUGAGCGACAUUGAGGACAGGCACGACUCCGAGCUGCUGCAGUACCAGGGCACCAUCCAACAGCUGGAGCACGAACUGAUAAACACAAAAUGUGAGAUGUCCCAACACCUGAGUGAGUACCAGGACCUGCUCAAUGUCAAGACGGCCUUGGACGUGGAGAUUGCUUCGUACAGGAAACUACUGGAAGGCGAGGAGACAUGGUUUGGUUCCAUGGGUUGCAGCGUCGCCCCUUCCUACACGUACAGACAGACUCAAUCGCUGACUCAUUCCAUCUACGCCCCGGCCAGCGCGCAGGGCACUCCCACCAAGACAGCCCCUCGGUACAAGUUUGUGGAAGAAAUUAUCAGUGAAACAACCAAAGAGGUCGACAUGGACGAGCUGGAAGCCUCUGGGCUGAGAGUCAUGUCUGAGGACGGGUCUGGGGAUGGAGUGGACGAGGAAUGGUCAACCAGGCCGGAGGACGAGGCAACCACAGCCGAAGCCUCGGAUGAAGAGGAGGCCGAGAGGAGCAGUGAAACUAAGGAAGACAGCGCAGAGGAAGGCGGCAUCGAGAGUAACGAACCUGAGGAGAAAGUCACUACAUCUGGAGCAGAGAGUGACGCGGGUAUAACAGAAAGCAAAUGUGGGAAAGAGAGUGGAGUAGAUGACAGCGCUGUCCAGGCGGAGGGAGGGAUAGUGGAGGAGGAGACUGCAGGUAGUGAAGAGGAGGUUAGAGAGGGAGAAAGCAAAGAGGGAAACGCGUUGGAAAGUGAAGAAAUUGGUAAAUCAAUUGAACCGUCUGAAGAGCAAAGUCUUACCGAGGGGAAAGACGUCGACGAGGAAAAACCGUCAGAAAGAAAAGCAGAGAGAGAAGAUAUUGCAGGAAUCACAGUGUCUAAUGAGCAGGAAGCAACAGAAACAAAAGCAGCGGCUGAAGAAGUUAGCACAAGCGAUAAAACCGAGAGUGUUAAACAAGGAGUGAUGGAGGGAAGUCAGCGUAAAGAGGAAAGAAGCGGCAAGCGACAGAGUGAAGAGCGAGUACAUCAACAGCAGGAGGAGUUGAAAGUAAUGAAGCAAAAAACAACUGUUGCGUCUGAAGUCAGAGGGGAAAGUGAAGGUGAUAAGAAAGAGGAUAAAGUGGAGAAAGCAAAAGAGGAAUCACGAGGAGACGAGAGAGAAACUGCUCCCCGAAUAUUAGCAAAAGAAAGCGAAAGCCAGAAAGCUAAAGUUGAAACAAGGGAAGAGAUAACAAGGCCUGAGGUGAUUGGGCAAGUGGAGAAACCGCAGCAUCAGAUAGAAGGCAGCAAGAAACUCUCUGUCUCCAAGGAGGGGAACGAAGGCAGUCAAGAGAAAGGAGAAACAAAGGAAGAACAGAGUGAGAAAGAGAAAGGAGAAAGUGAAGAAAAUGUAGAGAAAAUCUCAGUAGAAAGAGUGGAAGAAAAAAAGGUAGCUGAAACUCCCAGAAGCAAGGACCAACAAUCUGGGGACAAGGACCAACAAUCUGGGGACAAGGACCAACAAUCUGGGGACAAGGACCAACAAUCUGGGGACAAGAGUCCACAGUCUGGGGACAAGGGUCCACUAUCGGGGGAGAAGGUCCAACAAUCUGGGGACAAGAGUCCACAGUCUGGGGACAAGAGUCCACUAUCGGGGGACAAGGGUCCACAGUCUGGGGACAAGGGUCCACAGUCUGGGGACAAGAGUCAGUCUGGGGACAAGGACCAACAAUCAGGGGACAAGGGUCCACAGUCUGGGGACAAGAGUCAGUCUGGGGACAAGGACCAACAAUCGGGGGACAAGGGUCCACUAUUGGGGGACAAGAGUCCACUAUCAGGGGACAAGAGUCCACUAUCGGGGGACAAGGGUCCACUAUCGGGGGACAAGAGCCCACAAUCAGGGGACAAGAGCCCACAAUCAGGGGACAAGAGCCCACAAUCUGGGGACAAGGACCAACAAUCUGGGGACAAGAGCCCACAAUCUGGGGACAAGGACCAACAAUCAGGGGACAAGAGUCCACAAUCAGGGGACAAGAGUCCACUAUCGGGGGACAAGGGUCCACUAUCGGGGGACAAGGGUCCACUAUCGGGGGACAAGGGACCACAAUCUGGGGACAAGAGUCCCCACAAUCAGGGGGACAAGAGUCCACUAUCGGGGGACAAGGGUCCACUAUCGGGGGACAAGAGUCCACUAUCGGGGGACAAGAGUCCACUAUCGGGGGACAAGACUCAAUCUGCGGACAAGAGGCCACUAUCGUGGGAGAAGAGUCCACCAUCGGGGGACGAGAAGGAACCAUCGGCGGACAAGAGUCCACCAUCGGCGGACAAGAGUCCACUAUCGGGGGACAAGAGUCCACUAUCGGGGGACUCAGGGGACAAGAGUCCACUAUCCGGGGACAAGAGUCCACUAUCGGGGGACAAGGGUCCACUAUCGGGGGACAAGGGUCCACUAUCAGGGGACAAGGGUCCACUAUUGGGGGACAAGACUCAGUCUGAGGACAAGGGUCCACUAUCGGGGGACAAGAGUCCACUAUCGGGGGACAAGGGUCCAACAUCGGGGGACAAGAGUCCACUAUCGGGGGACAAGGGUCCACUAUCGGGGGACAAGAGUCCACUAUCGGGGGACAAGGGUCCAUCGGGGGACAAGAGUCCACUAUCGGGGGACAAGGGUCCACAGUCUGGGGACAAGAGUCCACUAUCGGGGGACAAGGGUCCACUAUCGGGGGACAAGGGUCCACUAUCGGGGGACAAGGGUCCACUAUCGGGGGACAAGAGUCCACUAUCGGCGGAGAAGGUCCAACCAUUUGGGGACAAACAAACACAGUCUGGGGAGAGGGUCCCAGGGUCAGGAGACAGGAGCCCACAGCCUGGAGACAAAGGGCUACAGUCGGGAGACAAGGUUACACAGUCAGGGGACAAGAGCCCGCCGUCUGGGGACAAGGACUCAGUGGCCAUCAUAAAUGGGUUGGACAUCAACAUGGAUAAUGAAGAAAGUGAAGCUGAAAUUGAUAAGAAGAUGCCAAAUACCCCAGAGGUCGUUCAGAAGAUCACAGAGAAGACAACUGAGCACACGACGAUAUCUAAAGUCUCCAUCACCCGCACAGUGAAUGAGGAUAUGACGACGGUGGUAACAGUGGCCACAGCAGACCCAGAGAGUGCCGCCAAGGAAAGUAAAUGAAGACUGAGGCAGCAUUAGUUCUUCGAUGAUAGAAAUGCAUGUUUCACAGCAGAGCGGGCACUGCAGAAUUUCCAGAUCAUGAUCGUCCAACGGGAAGUGUGAGAAUUUCUCAGGGGAAUAAUUUUAGUUUUAAUUUAAUGCAUGAAUAAUUGCACAACUAAACAUUUGCCAUGGGGUGCUUGGACUUUGACGAGUAGAUUUAACGAUACUAAACACAGCAUAAUAUUUGUUUUGUUGCUAUUAAUCUAUUGCAGUACAUGCACAUUGUGUAUUUGGAUUUUGACACUUUUGAUGAACUGCUCUACCAACUGUUGCCACAAAUACAAUCAACCAACAAAGAACUAUCAACUUGCCAACCACAAAUAAAUAAAUAAAUGCACUUUGUCCGAGAAACCAGACCUGUUUAACACGAUUCAUUUAUGUGAACCAGUGACUCGGGCUACCUUCACAUUUAAUCAUCCCACCUGCAACGGUCAUUUCUCCAUCUCUCCCCCCCCCCCCCUCUCCUCCUUUUAGUUGGUGUUUGAAAUCUCUCCCUUUCUAUUCAGUUUUCACCCAAACCUCAUCUCAUAUUGCUGGGGGUUUCGUUUGAGAACUCUGCUUUGGAAGGGAAUUAUAUCAAAAGCACCAAGUAAAUACAAUCUUCAUCCAAAUACACGCUGGAUAUUUUGUUGCCUGGGCUUUGACUUAAUGCAACCUCGACACUACAGCAGAUGCAACAAUUAACACAGUGAAUCACAGUCUGGGUUAGAGCAACUUCCUGUUUUAUGCACCAGGCUGCAGCGAGAUUCCUUGUUCACAUGAAUGAUAAACACAACAGCGAGUGAACACCAGCACAAUGGGGCAGGGCUGUAGUAAAUCUGAAGUCGUGCAAAAUUAAUAUUAAAGCACAAUAAGUGAAUAACUAAUGACGUAGAGUUAAAGGUCGCUGUAUGCAGCACCACACGGUUGGAUCAGGAGUCUGAUGGCCGUGUGGCUUCCCAGCUCCUGCAUCCUCACCCACAAGGGGCAUUGUUGACGAUACUUGCAGCUCUCCUGAUGCAACGCAACGUGAGGAUGGACUGGGUGGAAGAACGGGAGCGAGAGAGCGAGAGCGAUAGAGAACGAGUGAGUGGGCGCA
Molecule: messenger RNA, 5220 nt
Organism: Leucoraja erinaceus (little skate)
Lineage: Eukaryota; Metazoa; Chordata; Chondrichthyes; Rajiformes; Rajidae
Product: neurofilament medium polypeptide-like
Biological process (GO): neurofilament bundle assembly
Cellular component (GO): intermediate filament; axon; postsynaptic intermediate filament cytoskeleton
Molecular function (GO): structural constituent of cytoskeleton
Source: RefSeq, a predicted model, not a curated record